AAGUUGUGAUUAGCACGUGUAAAUGUAUAUAUGAAUUUCAAAUUGUGGUUAAUAUUGAUUAAAAACAAAUAGAAGUAUUUAAGAGGUUAUUCAUAAAUAAAAUAUGAUAACUCUAGUUUAAAUAUUCAUUAACGAAAUUUAAAAAUAAGCUAAUUAGUUUUAAAAUUAAAAAAUGUCGAAAACCGCAAGUAAAAUUUACGUUCCAAAUCGAGCUCUAGGUUAUGUUAGUAACCAUCUACCCGUACAAGUACGAUACAUUCAACGACGUAAAGAAAAUUUAAUAGUAACAUGUGUUGGAAAAUCAUUUCACACAUAUGGAAUAUCACAUUUUUCGUUGCUCAGCGUUGGAGGAUUGCAUGAAUCCGAUAUCACAGCCAUCACAUCUGAUGCAUAUCAUGUUUAUACAGCAUGUGAGAAUGUUAUAUACGCUUGGAGACGAGGCACCGAGCUGAAACAUUGUUAUAAACGACACACGGCUAAAAUACAUUUAAUGAUACCAUUCGGACCACAUUUGAUAUCAGUCGACGAGAAUAGUAUCGUCAAAAUAUGGGAUAUUAAAACAGAAGAAUUAUUUUUAGAAUUAACGUUUCGUAACGAUGAUUUUAAAAUAUCAGCGAUAAUUCAUCCCAAUACGUACAUUAAUAAAAUACUUCUGGGAAGUGAACAGGGUUAUAUGCAACUUUGGAAUAUAAAUACUUGUAAAUUGAUUUAUACAUUUAAAGGAUGGCAUUCGGCGAUUACAUGUUUGGAGCAAGCGCCUGCUAUUGAUGUCAUUGCAGUAGGAUUGACAAAUGGCAAAAUUAUUUUGCACAACUUAAAAGUGGAUCAAACGAUUAUGGAAUUUGUUCAAGAUUGGGGUUUUGUUACAACAAUUUCAUUUCGUACGGACGGCGAACCUAUUAUGGCUACUGGUAGUUUAAAUGGUCAUAUUGUUUUUUGGAAUUUGGAGGAACGUAGAGUUUCAAAUCAGCUAACACUUGCACAUGAUGGAGCAAUUACCGGAAUGCGAUGUCUGCCAAACGAACCAUUAAUGGUUACAUCAUCUCCCGAUAAUACACUAAAAUUAUGGAUAUUUGAUAUGCCUGAUGGAGGACCCCGAUUACUACGUAUCCGUGAAGGCCAUAGCGCACCACCAUCUUUUAUACGUUUCCAUGGUGCUAAUGGCCAUAAUAUUUUAAGUGCUGGAGCUGAUUCAACUUUACGAAUAUUUAAUACACAAACCGAACAGUUUAAUAAAAGUUUAGGCAAAGCAUCAUAUAAUCGGAAAGCUACAAAACGAAGAGGUCGAACUAAAGAAGAUCCUUUAAAAAUGCCACCAAUAGUUGAAUUUACAUCGGAAGUAACGCGAGAAAAGGAAUGGGAUAAUAUAGUUGCCGUACAUUUAGGACUUAGUGUAACAACCACAUGGUCUUACGAUAAAUUAAAAAUGGGCGACUUGAAAUUGAUACCAGAACGAUUUCAACGUAAAAAUAAAGAUUUAGACUUGGAGGUCUCAGCCACAAGUAUAUGUUUAAGUCAUUGUGGUAAUUUUACAAUUAUUGGAUAUAGUACUGGACAUGUGGAUCGAUUUAACGUACAAAGUGGGAUACAUCGUGCAACUUACGGAAAUCCAACUGCACAUAAAGGAGCCGUUCGAGGAGUUGCAAUUGAUGUUCUAAAUAAAAUAGUUGUUACAGGAGGUGCAGAUGAAAAAAUACAUUUUUGGAAUUUUAAAAAUGAUACGGAUAAAGUUAAAACGACUAUUCAUCUAGGUGAAUCAGUAUCAUUCUUUCGAGCAGGGCUUGGUGAUAGUUCUUUAAUAGCCAUAGCCAUGGAUGAUUGUAGUUGUGCAAUUUUGGAUAUUGAUUCUAGAGUUAUUGUGAGAAAACUUGGUCGUCAUGAAGGUCAAAUUAAUGAUAUUACUUUUAGCCCAGACGCGCGGUGGUUGGUGACCACGGGUAUGGAUUGUGUUACAAAAACUUGGGAUAUUCCAUCGUCACAAUUGAUUGAUCAGUUUAAGCUGGAAGCGGCAUGUACUUCAUUGAACUUUUCACCAACUGGCGAAUUCUUAGCAACCAGUCUUGUAGACUACUUGGGAAUAUUCCUCUGGGCAAAUCGAACUCUAUAUGCACAUGUUUCGUUAAGGCCGCUUUCGGAGUCAUUAGAAGCACCAUUAAUGAUAUUACCUAGUGUAGCCAAGGAUACUACAAACGAAGAAGACGAAAGUGAUGAAGAAAUUGACGAUAGCGACGAAUACAAAUCCCCAGACCAACUAUCUACAGAAUUGUUAACAUUAUCCGGAUUUGCAUCUUCCAGAUGGCAAAAUUUAUUAAAUAUUGAUAUAAUUAAACAACGUAACAAACCACGUGCCCCACCAAAAAAACCAAAAGCAGCACCAUUUUUCUUACCUACAAUUCCAUCGUUAAAUAUACAAUUUGAUCUAUCCGAUGCAAAACAAAAUGAUUCCACAAAAUUAUUAACACCAAUUGAUUUUGUUAAUUUAUCAGUAUUUGGGAAAAUCUUACAAAAAACAGAAGAAACAAAUAAUUUUAACGAGGCUAUAGAAAAGAUUAAAUCAUUUGGUCCGCAAAUGAUUGAUUUUGAAAUAAAAAAUUUAGCUCCAGAAAAUGGAGGAUCAAUUCAAGUGAUGUUACAACUUUUUAAAAUGAUUGAAACGAUGUUAAAUUCGAAUAAAGACUAUGAAUUAGCUCAAUCAUAUUUAAGUAUAUUUUUGAAAACACAUGGGUCAUUAAUUGCCCAUGAAUCGACGUUGAGUGAAUAUAUACCAAAUAUACAGCAUGCUCAAUCUGUGGGUUGGAAUAAAUUACAAGAAACAUUAAUGUAUGGUUUGUGCAUUGUUGAUUUGUUAAGAAAUACAUAGAUUUUUUAUUUUUGCCGUA
Molecule: messenger RNA, 2879 nt
Organism: Chrysoperla carnea
Lineage: Eukaryota; Metazoa; Arthropoda; Insecta; Neuroptera; Chrysopidae
Product: WD repeat-containing protein 36
Exons: 3
Coding region: 173-2860 (895 amino acids)
Biological process (GO): rRNA processing
Cellular component (GO): small-subunit processome; Pwp2p-containing subcomplex of 90S preribosome
Molecular function (GO): protein binding
Source: RefSeq, a predicted model, not a curated record